This is a messenger RNA of Sphaeramia orbicularis (orbiculate cardinalfish), 2575 nucleotides long. RefSeq lists its product as uncharacterized. The transcript is spliced from 16 exons. Gene Ontology annotation, molecular function: protein binding. The record is from RefSeq and is a predicted model, not a curated record. The coding region runs from base 298 to 2088 and encodes 596 amino acids. NCBI's taxonomy places the organism in Eukaryota, Metazoa, Chordata, Actinopteri, Kurtiformes, Apogonidae.
UCCCUUUCUGUCAGCCCGCCAGGCUUGUCCACAUGCCAAUGCACUAUCUACAGUGUGUCACUUAUCUUCAGACAGAGAAACAGAGGAUCCAUAAAUGUCUUCAGUUCAAACUGUACUCUCCUGGAAUAAUGAUGUCCUGAUGCUCAAAGAAGUGCCUUUGAAUAUUAAGGGCACGUCAACACUGGAAUAAAUCUUUUGUCAUUCACUGAGCACAACUCAGAUGACCUGAGCAGUAUAGAUGUCACCUGCUCUGACAUACUGAAGGCUGACUUUUGCAGACUUCCUUACAUCACCACGAUGGACACAGUUACUCACCAAAGGAGACCAAUAACUCGAUCCUGCAGUUUUGGGGACACACUGACCAGAAGCCCCACCUUCCACACAUUAACCCAGACCACAGACAAACACCGGGGUGAGGAGGCGUCACCACGACAACGACGUAAAACCGUUGCAUCAUAUAUACCUCAGAGUAAGGAUCAGAAUGGAAACUUCGCUGAGAAGAACAUAAACGGACAGAUAUCCAAAUCUCUCAAGGAGCUGAACAUAGAUGAAGUCUGCCAGUGGUUCACUAGUAUUGGGCUACAGAAAUGUCUUCCUUUCAUCAGAGAGGCAAAACUCCGUGGGGAGGACAUUGCUGCUGUAGAUGUGAACACCCUGGACACGCUCCAUAUCACCACAUUGGAAGAUAGAGAGCAGCUACUGUCAGCCAUCUAUAAUGAACUGCACCCUGCCAGCACCAUCACCCAGAGACUCGACACUCUGCUCGAAUCCUUAGGGCCUAAUAACGUCGAGACAUUCACAACUACAUUACUGUCAAUGAGCAAGUCGAAGUCCUCUCCUCAUGUGGGCUGCCUAAGCAUGAAUCAGCGUUCUCUCAAGCUGAGAAACAACAGCCAAAACUCCAUGGCACAGAGGAAUUCUCAUCUCAUAGAGAUUACAAUUAAUGCGUCACAGCGGAUAGUUCAUCUAAGAACCCCGAAGGAAACCACAGUGGGAAAGAUAAUGGAUUCAUGUAUGAAGAUGCUGGGGAUGACAGAGGAUACAAGUCUGUUUACACUGAAAGACAAGGAAGAUUCAUCAGAUGCGCUUUCACUAGAUCAGCAGAUUGGGAGUCUGCUGACAUCCUCAUCAGAUAACAGGCAACUGGAGCUGCACUUUUGUAAAACGGAUAAACCAUCAGCCUCCCAAAACAAUGCAGCGGUCAACAGCUUGAAUGAUAAUAAUGAUGUCAACAAAAACGUCCAGGUACAUCAGCCAGCUAAAGACGGGAGGAUCAGGGAGCUAAACCAACAGGUGGAUUCACUACAAAAUGUCAUUCUGCAGGUACAGGAGCUCCACCACGGCCUAGUAGCAUUCUGCUCUGAGUUAAAGAACAUGAAUGGAGAGCUGGAUGUAGAAAGACUUGGAUCUGUCGCGCUGAAACAGAGGCUGGAAAUGGUCGAAAGGCGAAUGAAUGACAAGAAGCAGAGUCUGCAGACUCUCAGGGACAACAUUAACAAUCCUGCUGCUUUCAAGAGGAAACAGUUGGAGGUUCGUCUUUUGGAAAAAAUUAAGCUGAACUGCGAGGUGUUUAAAGAAGAAAUUUCCCUGGUACAUCUCAGCCGACAGCUGGCUCAACUCCAAAAUGCUCUAGAGGAAAGUUAUAUUAAGGAAAAAAAAACAAAAAAUGGUUCAGCCAUAAGCAGCCUGAGCCAGCUGGUGUCACCACAAUCACCCACUAUGCUGCUGGUGGUCCAGGAGAACCAGGGGCCUGAGGGCUGCUAUGGCUUUACAUGUCACUACAGAGAAGGCAGUGGCCUCGUGGUGGUCCAGGCAGACCACUGUCACCUCUGUGUGGAUGACAGGCUGGUGGAGGUCAAUGGCGUACCAGUGGUCAACUCUACAAUAGAGGAGCUGACUGAUCUCCUCCUGCAGGGACCCAGCGCUCAGAUAGUCGUCCUCCGUCAGCCCCCACCCACUCUCACCUCCCAGCCACCCCUCCUGUUCCAGCAGCAGGCAGUUAACCCUGAUCCCAUGCAAACAGUCUGCUCUGAGAGGGAUGUGGUCACCAUGGAUACCGCUCCUCGGCGGAAGGUGAUGGCCAUCUGAAAAAUGAGAGGAACGGAUAAAAACAGAGGAUGUGGUGUGAAAGUAGUGCUAAGUGCUUUUGAUUUUAUAAAUUGCUGCUGACCUGUAGAGUGACCCAUAUGCCGUGUCAUUUUUUUCAUCUCCAUAUUUGAGCACCAAAAUGUUCAUAGAUAUCAUAGACAACUAUAGUUUGUAAUUUUACGUGGCAAAAUGUGUUAUUGUGAGUUCCUUGAGUCCUGUUUAUUCUACCUGUUGCUUCAUACUGUCAGUUUUGAUAAUUAUAACAAUAUACCCAAUGAAGACUUUUCAUAGUAAAACCUACAGACUGAAAAUGACACAAUCAUGCCCUGUUUACUGUGUAUUUAAGCUUUCUUUAUGUAGAUUAGACACUAUCACAAACUUGUUCAAUGUUCAAAGCAAAGUUCUUCAAAAUGAGUCAUGUCUCCCAUUUGUAUGUUGUAAUGUAAUCUACAGUGCUGUAGGAAUAAACCCAUGGGCCCGGAAAUGC